Molecule: messenger RNA, 1154 nt
Organism: Linderina pennispora
Lineage: Eukaryota; Fungi; Kickxellomycota; Kickxellomycetes; Kickxellales; Kickxellaceae
Product: NAD(P)-binding protein
Exons: 1
Coding region: 154-1089 (311 amino acids)
Source: RefSeq, a predicted model, not a curated record
UACGAGAAAAUUUUCAUAUAAAUCCGACUGGUGAUCCAGGCUCAUCGGACUUGGCAACCCAAACGCAUCACGCAAAGCACUGCUUUCAACUCUUUUACUCAAAAGCGUCUCUAGACUCAACAACCUACUGUUCCUUUGUAUCACCGCCAAAUAAUGACCAAGCUCAUCGCUAUUACCGGUGCCACUGGCCUCCAGGGAGGCAGCGUUCUCAAGUCUCUGCACGCGACAGGCGCCUACAAACUCCGCGCUAUCACACGCAAUACCUCCAGCGAUAAGGUCAAAGCCCUCAAGACCAAGUACCGAGACGUUGAAUGGGCUGAAGCUGACCUCGACAGCGGUGCCUCUCUUGUCAAGGCGUUCCAGGGCGCUGACUAUGUCUUCGGCGUCACCCAGUUCUUCCAGCCUGGCGUCAUGGACAAGGCCUUGGAGGGUGAUACUGAUGCCGAGUUUAGGCAGGGAAAGAACAUGGUCGACGCUGCGAUCGAGGCCAAGGUCGGCGCAAUGAUCUACAGCAGUCUGGACUCGAUGAAGCAGCUGUCCGGCGGCAAGUACCCCGGUGUGCUGCAUUUCGAAGGCAAGCACAAGAUCGAGGAGUACCUGAACAGCAAGUCUGACAAGAUCAGCCCGUUCUUUGUCUACUUGGGGUACUACAUGGAGAACUACGUGGACUUUUCGCGUAUUUCGCCAGAGGACAACACGACUGUUGAGUUCGCCAUGCCUCUCCUGCCUACGACGAGGGUUCCUCUUGUUGAUACUGCCAAUGACACAGGUGUCGUCGUGCGCUAUAUUAUUGAGCACCCUGAGGAAUGCCGUGGCAAGCCAAUGGAAGCCAGCGGUGGGUACUACGAGGCACAGGAGAUGGCCAAGGCAUAUACUGAGGCUACGGGAAAGCCUGCCCGGUACGUCCAGAUCCCGUACGAGGCAGUGGGUUUGGACGAACUUGCGCAAAUGUUCAAGGGGCUUAACGAGUUUGGCUUGUUUGGAGGCAGAACCGGGUUCCUCAGCCGUGGCUAUUCGGCAGCAGGUGGAUUCACUACCCCAGUCCAGUUCUGGAAGAACCGCAACUGGAGCGGCCCUUCCUCUGCCUAAGCACCUUUGGUCGCCUCACAUAUAACAUAAAAAUGAAUAAUCAGGUCAAUAUACUUAUUCCUUAC